AAUCCGGUAACGCCUCUUGGACUUGCACACUAUAUCUCCGAAGACGACGAAUACAGAGGAAUAUUUUGAUCGAGUGAAGCACCACCAUUUUCCCUAACGUUUGGGCUAUCUUGCAUGAUCCUGAGGUCUACCCUGCGAUCGAUUCGAAGAGAAGCUUACUGUACGGGGCCUUUCAGCUUCCGAAAUGAACGAAAUCCCAAAUGCGGCAUUCGGUUUUGGUCCAAGAGCGUGCCCAGGUCGGUAACAGAAGCCACCGAUGUCAAUGGACAACCCAUAGACAGUACCGGCGGGUUUUAUGGUUCAACCCUUCUUAGUCACCCUCGUCCUUUCAAGUGCCAGAUCGAGCCGCGGACCCCCAGCGCAAAAGCAUUAAAUUGAGGAGACCAACCUAGAAGCCUGAAUUUUAGUUCCUUUUAUGAUGAUCUAGAUAGAUCGUGC
Molecule: messenger RNA, 438 nt
Organism: Guyanagaster necrorhizus
Lineage: Eukaryota; Fungi; Basidiomycota; Agaricomycetes; Agaricales; Physalacriaceae
Exons: 6
Coding region: 115-378 (87 amino acids)
Source: RefSeq, a predicted model, not a curated record